This is a messenger RNA of Colletotrichum phormii, 666 nucleotides long. RefSeq lists its product as uncharacterized. Bases 1 to 666 code for a protein of 221 amino acids. The transcript has 2 exons. The record is from RefSeq and is a predicted model, not a curated record. Lineage: Eukaryota; Fungi; Ascomycota; Sordariomycetes; Glomerellales; Glomerellaceae.
AUGAAAGUGGCUGUGGUGUCAAGCCCAUCGAAGCGAAAACUUCGACUCAAAGCAUCUCGACUGGCCUUGGAUGUGGACACAAUUCCAGAAGACCAGAGCGGCACAGCCAAAGACCUCUUCACCCCGGAGCGCCAUGAGGAGCGCCAAAGUAGCAUGGCUUACCGGCGGAAGGGAAGACGAUUUAUCCAGCUCACACCAAGUGACGGGGAAAAUCUACCGGCCCGUGUCUCUCCAACAGCAAGAUACUCCAGAGAUGGGCACUUGCACGAGCGUGACAUCCCUCUGGCGCACCCUGUUGACGCGAACCUCUAUAGGUUGAGUGCGUCCACUGAUGGAUUUGACCUCAGCGAUUCCCGAAGCUUCAGCUCCGAUUUGACCUUUUUCCGGCCGCGGAUCCUCAAGAAAAAGCUAUCGAACCUCAGGCUUCGCCUCACCAAGUCACGUUUGAACCUUCGAGAGCGCGUGAACAAGCACACUGGCAGGCGACCCCGACCAACCAGGUUCACCGGCCCGACGAACUCCGACGUGACGGUUGUUCACAGUGAAUGGGCCACGGCUACCCCGGGCCAGCCGAAACAAGUGCGAAGGAAGAUGAAGAGAUGGGUUUGGCAAGCUGUCCGCAUCUGCGUCAAGGGCCGGCGAAGCGAGAGCGAUAUCAUCUCUUAG